Molecule: messenger RNA, 866 nt
Organism: Aplysia californica (California sea hare)
Lineage: Eukaryota; Metazoa; Mollusca; Gastropoda; Aplysiida; Aplysiidae
Source: RefSeq, a predicted model, not a curated record
GACCCCCGGUACCAGCGAGUCCUCCGCCAAGGAAGAAAUCCUAGCGGAGAUUCGCAAACAAUCCCAAGACAUGAAGGCCUAUAUCGGCAGACUCAUUAAAAUUACCGCAUUCACAAACUCGGAGUUUGGGAAAAAACUAGAAAAACUGAAGGAGUCACUUAACGAGGCAACGGACAGAGUGAAUAAACUCGGCGAUACGGGCAAGGAACACGUAGCGACAGUCACAAAAAUGAGGGAGGACUUUGGGACGGGGGGUCGGGUCAUGGAAUUGUUGCGGGCAGACAGUAGGGCGGUUAUCGACCAGAUAGUAACCGAAGGUCAGAUUACACGGGAGGUGGUAAGGGGGGAAAGAGAAACACAGGGAACGUACACGUGUGACUUUUACGUCACAGAAUUUAGUCACUGGGUGGGGGCGGGGGUAAGACAUUACAGCCGGCUCUGGUACAUAGACCAGAGCAAAACUUACCUAAAGGGUAGGGUGGGGUUUGGAAAAGACAAAACAAUGGAUGUGUGGCUGGUUCACGGUCGGUACCCGCACGUUGUGGGUCUGGCCGGUCAGACUGGGGGACGUCGUGUCAGAGUGAGUGUGGCGGUGGUGAGACAGACAGGGACAGGGGACAACUGGGAGCUGGGGAGUAAGGUGGUGAAUUUUGACGAGACGGCCAUCUCUGUACGGUGUGAUGGCUGGGAGUGUGCCGGGGGAUAUCGUGUAGCCUCCGCCGUGUCUUGUGAUGAGAUGUACACACGGGGGUUGGUGGAUGGGGGGAACAAAGUUCUUUUCCGAUACACCAUCACUGUACUGUAAGUGAUAGAGGCGGGGGUCGGGGAGUGUCGACAGACGGACACACAGACAGACACACUGACAG